AUGACAUCGUCUGGAGUGACAGUCUUGCGGUACUCGCGGUGGCAGCGCUGGUUGGCCUCGCUGGUGACGAAGCCUAUGAACUCGGAGACGCACUCUUGGAUCGUCUCCUUGGCAUCGUCAGCGAUCUUGGCGUGGUCGGGAAGGACCCGCCGCAUGAUACGGAUCACGUUUGCAAUCGGCAUGUACUGGUCUGGGUCCCGCUUGAAAGACUGUUGGGGGCUAGCGGCCAACCUUGUUGUUGCUGCUGCUGCUGUUGUUGUUGCUGCUGCUGCUGCGUUUGCUUGGAUCACACAUAUUUCAUAUGACAUUUACCAUAAGUGCUGGAAUUGA
Striga asiatica is the source of this 330-nucleotide messenger RNA. Lineage: Eukaryota; Viridiplantae; Streptophyta; Magnoliopsida; Lamiales; Orobanchaceae. The record is from the annotation of a GenBank genome assembly.